Molecule: messenger RNA, 2385 nt
Organism: Penicillium paradoxum
Lineage: Eukaryota; Fungi; Ascomycota; Eurotiomycetes; Eurotiales; Aspergillaceae
Product: mitochondrial intermediate peptidase
Exons: 1
Coding region: 1-2385 (794 amino acids)
Biological process (GO): peptide metabolic process
Cellular component (GO): mitochondrion
Molecular function (GO): metalloendopeptidase activity
Source: RefSeq, a predicted model, not a curated record
AUGCUUCGCCCUUUGCGACGAACGUUGACAUGUCGCAAAUCCCUAUACCCGCGGUCCCAAUCACGAGCCUUCGAGAGCGCCGCAUCUUCUCCGUCAACGUCGUUUGAGUACAUUCCAGCAGACAACAGUGCACCAGGGAAGAAGACCGAUGACCAUACUCUGCGCCAUGUUUUUGAUUCCCAGCCGUUCUGGCAUGAGUUCUCCCAGCAGCGCACCACCGCAGUCCCAAGACGAGCCGGAUUAGUUCAAAACCAGUACCUCACAAGCCCCGAAGGUUUUAGGACAUUCGCAAAUGUUUCACUGCAAAGGUGCCAGGCUAUUGUAGCUAAGGUACUUGCUGCCUCCACGGUAGACGAAUACAGGGCUCUGGCACGAGACCUUGAUCGGCUCAGUGAUCUUCUGUGUCGUGUCAUCGACCUGUCCGACUUCAUUCGAACCAUUCACCCCGAUCCACAGAUACAAGAAGCAGCCACGCAGGCGUGGGCUCUUAUGUUUGAAUAUAUGAAUGUUUUGAACACUACCACGGGGCUUCAUGAGCAGCUCAAUAAGGCCUUGAACAACCCCGACGUGACAUCAUACUGGACUGAGGCGGAAAGCAUCGUGGCACAGAUCCUGAACAAGGAUUUCUCUAACUCUGCGAUUCAUAUGCCGCCCAAUGUGAGGCAACGGUUUGUGAAUCUCUCGAAUGAUGUGAGCCAGCUAGGAUCCGAUUUCAUGAAUGGCGCAGAGCCUGCGAGGUCCCAGGUAAUCUUCGGCGCCAACAGCCUCCAAGGAAUGGACCCUAUGGUUAUUUCCAAGAUCAAGAAAUGGAAUAAGAAAGCGCCAGUGCCAACUACGGGUAUUGUUCCUCGACUUGCAUUGCGCUCAGUGCAUGAUGAAAGCGUUCGCAAAGAGAUCUAUCUCGCCACUCGGACAUCUAGCAAGCGCCAGAUUCAGCGGCUAGAGGAGCUUCUAAUGAAGCGAUCAGAGUUGGCCCAACUCACGGGUUAUAACAGCUUUGCACACAUGACUCUCGGCGAUAAAAUGGCCAAGACGCCUGAAGCAGUAUCGAACUUCUUGACCUCGCUCGUUUCAAGCAACCGGGGGCCAGUUCGGGAAGAACUAUUGAAGCUAGAAAGCGCCAAAGGCUCCUCUCUCCAGCCUUGGGAUCACGCAUACUACGUUCACAAGCGCGUUCUAGAAUAUUCUCAAGCUCGUCGCUCUCGUCACAUGGGUAUUAUCAAUGAGUACUUCUCAUUGGGAACCGUCAUGCAAGGUCUCUCUCGACUCUUCGAUCGUUUGUAUGGUGUGCGCCUUGUCCCACAUGAAGCGUCUCCCGGUGAGACCUGGCAUCCAGAUGUUCGUCGGUUGGAUGUGGUAGACGAAUCAGAGAACCAUAUCGCAGUUGUAUACUGCGACUUGUUUACACGGCCGAGCAAGCACCCCAAUCCUGCUCACUUUACCCUACGCUGCUCGCGCGAGAUCUCUGCCGAGGAGGUUGCCGAGUGUGCCUCGAUGAAUGAAUCGGCGCACCCGAACGAUGGCAUGGCCACUGGUGUAGACCCUCAAACUAAAACUUUGCGCCAGCUUCCAACCAUUGCGCUCGUGUGUGAUUUCCAGGAGCCUCAGGCUAAUGGCAGCGGUCAGCCAACGUUACUAAGCGAACAGAGCGUUCGUACUUUAUUCCAUGAGAUGGGCCAUGCGGUCCAUUCUAUUCUAGGCCAGACGCCUCUGCAGUCGAUUUCCGGGACUCGGUGCGCCACGGAUUUCGCCGAACUUCCGUCCGUGUUGAUGGAGAGCUUUGCGACUGCGCCAGAGGUACUCAACCUCUACGCGCGGCACUGGAAGACUGAUGAGCCUCUAUCUGAGAGCAUGAUGCGCAGCAUGGAGCAGGACCGUAAUGCGCACGGAUCUAUCUACGGUGCUGUUGAGAAUGAGGCUCAGAUUCUCAUGGCGCUCGUUGACCAGGCCUAUCACUCGAUCCCAGCUGAUAUCAGCUCAGCCGGUAUUGACUCCACUGAGAUCUAUCACCGAGUGUUCUCUGAGCACUCCAGUCUACCCGACCCGAAUAAUGUACAGCCACGUACCUCAUGGCAGGGCUUCUUCGGUCACUUGUACGGCUACGGUGCUACCUACUACAGUUAUAUCUUUGACCGUGCGAUUGCGAACAAGCUCUGGCAAGAUGUCUUCCAGUCUGGUCAGGCGGCAACUGAUCGUGCUGCCGGCGAGCGAUACAAGAAUGAAGUCCUCCGCUGGGGCGGUGGCCGUAAUGGCUGGCAAUGUGUAGCUGGUGUCUUGGGGAGCAGCAAUCCCUCUAAUACCAAUGGACGCCUAGCUGAAGGUGGCGAUGAAGCGAUGCGUGAAGUGGGUCGAUGGGGCCUCGGGCGCGAAGGCGUGUCUGGAUAA